Carica papaya (papaya) is the source of this 2387-nucleotide messenger RNA. It is a transcript of the gene SRPK4, whose product is annotated as ser/arg-rich protein kinase 4. Gene Ontology annotation, biological process: spliceosomal complex assembly; regulation of mRNA processing; peptidyl-serine phosphorylation. The record is from RefSeq and is a predicted model, not a curated record. Gene Ontology annotation, molecular function: ATP binding; protein serine/threonine kinase activity. NCBI's taxonomy places the organism in Eukaryota, Viridiplantae, Streptophyta, Magnoliopsida, Brassicales, Caricaceae.
ACCACACUAAACCAUUUCUAACUGGUAACUCGAUCAACGCUCCUCCUUUCGCACGCGUUGUAGAAGAAGGCUAAUCCAGAGUCUAAUCCUCUACUUCAGGACAAAAUCACCUGCUUAAAUCCAACUCAAGAGAAGUUUCCUGCCCACAUCUGCCAUCUCCCCUACUGAAACAAACCCGCAAGACAAGGAAAGUAUCAUCCAGUCCACUGUACUACCACACCUUGUCGAUCAAUCAACUUUUGGGCGAUUUGUAGCGGGAGGAGGAGAUGGAGGAUAGGAAGGAGGAGGAGGAGUGGAGCAGUGAGAGCGGAGACUUCACAUCGGAGGAUGAAGGAAUCGAAGAUUACCGGCGCGGCGGAUAUCACGCUGUCCGCAUCGGAGACACCUUCAGAAACGGCCGUUAUGUUGUCCAGACCAAGCUAGGGUGGGGACAUUUCUCCACCGUCUGGCUUGCUUGGGAUACACAAUCCUCUAGGUAUGUUGCUCUGAAAGUACAAAAGAGUGCUCAGCACUACACUGAGGCUGCAAUGGAUGAGAUAACCAUCCUACAACAAAUUGCAGAGGGUGACCCAGAUGAUAAGAAAUGUGUUGUGAAGCUUUUGGAUCAUUUUAAACAUUCUGGUCCAAAUGGGCAGCACGUUUGUAUGGUUUUUGAAUACUUGGGCGAUAAUCUUUUGACACUCAUCAAGUACAGUGAUUACUGCGGCAUCCCCAUUCAUAUGGUUAAGGAGAUAUGCUUCCAUGUUUUGGUGGGUCUAGACUACUUGCAUAGACAACUUUCUAUCAUACACACUGAUUUAAAGCCAGAAAACAUUUUGCUAUUGUCGAUGAUAGAUCCAUCUAAGGACCCUAGAAAGUCAGGUGCCCCUCUAAUUCUUCCAAAUAGCAAGGAUAAGACCGUAGACAUUAAGGUUUCAAAUGGGGAUUUAACUAGGAAUCAGAAGAAAAAGAUCCGAAGAAAGGCUAAACUAGCAGCUCAAGGGUGUGUGGAGAAGGAAGCUUCUGCUGAAGAUGGUGCAGGCCAUGAAACAUCUAAUGCAGUAGGAUCAUCAACUAACGAGAAAGCUAAUGAAGGAUCAGUUGAAACCCAUCCUUCUACUUCUGUCACUGCAAAUAGAUCAUCAGAUACUGAUGGAGCAAAGGGUGUGGGGCAAGAAAAUCAAAAUACAAAGAGGGGGAGCCGGUCCAAUAGGAAGAAGCUGUUGGGUUCUGUUGAUCUCAAGUGCAAAUUGGUUGACUUUGGUAAUGCAUGUUGGACAUACAAACAAUUUACAAAUGAUAUUCAGACAAGACAGUACAGGUGUCCAGAGGUGAUUCUUGGAUCUAAAUAUUCUACAUCAGCUGAUCUAUGGUCAUUUGCUUGCAUAUGUUUUGAGCUUGCUACGGGGGAUGUACUUUUUGAUCCCCACAGUGGCGACAACUUUGAUAGGGAUGAGGACCACUUGGCUUUAAUGAUGGAGCUUCUUGGGAUGAUGCCUCGAAAGAUUGCUUUAGGUGGCCGAUACUCCCGAGAUUUUUUUAAUCGAUAUGGUGAUCUCAGGCACAUUCGACGAUUGCGUUUCUGGCCCCUGAACAAGGUUCUCAUUGAGAAGUAUGAGUUCAGCGAGCAAGAUGCAAAUGACAUGACUGACUUCCUUGUCCCUAUACUUGAUUUUGUCCCUGAGAAACGGCCUACUGCUGCUCAGUGUCUUGCUCAUCCAUGGCUAAAUGCUGGUCCCUGCCUUUUGGGGCCAUCUUUGUCUUCUCAAGACCAAGCUAGUACCAGUUCUGAGAAAAAGAAGAGGGAGAAGGAUGAGAGGGAGGCAAUGGAAGUUGGAAUGGGGAAUAUCGCUAUCAAUACAGAUUCUAAACCAGUCAAAGAUUCAAACUCUGGCUCUAAACCAGAUUCUAAAUCAUUCAUUGCAGGUGCAGCCACUGGGAGUUCUUCUAGGUAGGAUUCUCUGCUGCUUCACUUUGGCAGUGAAGUUCUCCAGUGGAUUUUGGUGUUCUCGUGGGACAUAAACAUGAACAUUCCUGCCAAUGUUUCAACUUUGGAAUCUCUAUUUCGGAUGGAAGAUAGGAGGAAUAGCAUUUGUUUUCUAAGCCACAAACCAACUUGAUUGGAACAGAGAUGGGCCCAACAGGAUAGAUGGUGAGGCGAAAGGGAGAAUCCAACUUUAAACCAGAGGUACAUUGAAGUGUACAACUUUCUAAUGUACCAAACUGGCCAAACCAAACCGGCCUUUUUCACAAAAAAAAAAAAAAAAAAUCUCUCUUGUUUGUGGACAUUGUUAUUGUUUAAUGAGAUUCACUGUACUGCCUGCCAUUCGUGAUACCGAAACUAUUGAUACUAAUGCAUGUCUUUGUGAAUCAUGUUGCUAAUGCAUCUUUUCUUCCUUGCCGGCCAA